Molecule: messenger RNA, 2262 nt
Organism: Paramecium sonneborni
Lineage: Eukaryota; Ciliophora; Oligohymenophorea; Peniculida; Parameciidae
Source: the annotation of a GenBank genome assembly
AUGAGGCCUAAUCAUCCAUAUAGUAUAACAUUUCCAAUAUGGUAAUGUGAACAAUGGACUGCAUUAAGAGGAAGGUUAAAACUAUCUGAUGAAUAAGUGAUAAUAGCAAGAUGGAAUAAUACAAUGUAUUUAGAUGAAGAAUUAGCGUUUUUUGAUUCUUAACACCGAAUUAAACCAUCAAAGGAUAAUAAGUUGUUAAAACCUCAGAUUUGUUUACUUCCUUAAAUAUUAUAGAUAGUAAGAACUAAUACAUAUACGGAUGUUUUAAUAGAGAAUGUAUCUGAGUGGUUUUUAACUAGCGGAGAUCUAUCAAAAUUAUUAUUAAUAUAUUUUGGAUAUGAUCUAUACACAGGAUGUACUCCAAGAGAUUGUACUUUAGAGAAUAUAAUAAGAAAUAAUGAUUCAAUAGUAAUUCUAGAUUUUGGUUUGAGAAAGAGAACAGAAAAGUAUUGCGUAUAUUGGAAUCCUCUAAUUCUGAAGGGAAAGCCUUGUAGAUCUUCUUAUUAAUGGUCUUUAGGGAUUAUGUAUUUAGUAAUGACAUAAGGGAAUUACAUUCUUAAUGAAGUUUAAAAACAUAUAAAUUAAUGGUUAAAAGGAGGGAGAUUGGAUAUUGGGUCUAUGAUAACAAAUAAAAAGUAAUCAGUCCAAAAUUUAAUAUCUUCUCUUUUAGAUCCAGAGAAUCCUAUUGCUUGGAAUUAAAUACCAAAUCAUCCAGCGUUUAGAGAAGAUAAUGCUUGCAUAUAAAUUCUUAAAGAGUUUUAGAAUAGAUGUAAUAAAACUGAAACAAAAGGACGAUCGACAUCUAGAAUGAAUAGUAUUGAUGAAAAUAGCAAUUAGAUUAGUAUUAUGCCAUGUCCUUAUGGAUUAAAGAAUCCUAAAAUAUGUGAUUAAAAUAUAUUGAAUUAAUCAUUGAUAACCAAGGUUGGCAAUUUGUAUAAAGCACAUUAAGAUAAAGUAAGAAAUGCUCUUUGCAAUUCUUAUUCAUCUUUGUAAAAUAGACAUUCAUCUACAUCUUAACAAAGUAGAUAAAUGCAAUAAACUAAUAAUAGUACUAAUAAAUUUAAUAAUUUCUUUAAUUCAACAAAAGUUUUACAUAAAUCCUAAGUUAAGAUACCGAACCUUGGUUUCAGAACUUUUAGAAAUUAAACAUAAAACAGUACUUAAAAUGCUACGUCUGAUUCUCAUAGAAAAUCUGGAGAUAACACAUCUGAAAAUAACAAUUAGGCUACAAUAAAAUAGGAUUACUUUAAUGAUAAAAUUAGAUCUCGUGUUUCAUCGAUAAAAGGAGAUACAAUUAAGUUAUAGUAAAAGCCUAGAAAUGGCUCUACACAUUCUAUUUCAUAAGAAUAGCCUAAACUAUAAUAAAAUCAUUAAAAAAAAGUAUCUUAGAAUUAAGAAGAAGUAUAAUAAAUAUAUUAACAAUAAGAAAUUUUGAAUGAGUAAUCAAAAUAAUAAUAAAUUACUAAAUAUUCUUAUUUAGAUUAAUAAAAUUAAUAACAAUUAUAAAUUUAAUAAGCUUAAUUAAAAUCAUAAGAUUAAGAUAAUGAAAUAAAUGUUAGUAGUGCUAACAAUUAUAUUUAAUUAAUUAAACGUAAUAGCACAUAAUUGCAAAUAUUUUCAUAAAAAUACAAUAGAUCUUUAGAAGCUAUCAAUGUAAUUGGGUAGACUGUUGCAAAAUGUUUAACUUUUUUUAAUGGAUUAUAAAACUUUUGGGUUAUUCCUUUAUUUUUAGUAUUUAAACGAAUGCUAUAAUUGAGAAAAAAGAUAGAAAAUUUGUUAGAGUAAAAGGUAAAUUCUUUUAAACUUGAUGAUUGGGAUGUGAUCACUUGUAGUGUAGAUUAUGAAAAUUAUUUAAAUAAAGUUAAAAAAGAUAAUUAACUUGUUCAAAGUGAAUUAAGUCUAUUACUUAAUUCAGCUAAAGCCAAAGCUGAAAAAUUAGACAAAACUAGAAGAGAAAAAGUUGAGUGGUUCUUAAAUGAUGAUUUGAAUGAUAAAAUAAAAGAUGUAUGUUAUACUUAUUUUCAUGGGUAAAUUUAUAAGAAUAUCAAAGACAAAAAGGGAAUAGACAAAUCCAAUUUAGAGUGGUUAAAGUUACAAAUAUAAGCUUAAGCUUCUCUUAUCAUAUGUGAUUUGCCUAUUUUGAUAUGUGACAAAGAAAACUUUACUUAUGAAGAGUAUUUAUAAACACUUGAAUUAACAGAUGAAGAAUAAAUUUCCUCAUACUUAAAAAGAAAUGAAUUGUAUCUCGAACGUAAAUGAAAC